Messenger RNA from Diaporthe batatas, 994 nucleotides. RefSeq lists its product as uncharacterized. NCBI's taxonomy places the organism in Eukaryota, Fungi, Ascomycota, Sordariomycetes, Diaporthales, Diaporthaceae. Bases 131 to 994 code for a protein of 287 amino acids. The record is from RefSeq and is a predicted model, not a curated record. Gene Ontology annotation, molecular function: hydrolase activity, hydrolyzing O-glycosyl compounds. Gene Ontology annotation, biological process: carbohydrate metabolic process. The transcript is spliced from 2 exons.
ACAGCUGAAUUCGUUCUGUAUUUCCUUUAUUCCUUUCAAGAAUUGUUCUUAUUUAUAUUGUGCUCACAUAAUUAUUAUACCAUACUGCUCACUCCAUAUAUUGACUACAAGUCCCAGAACUGCGAAGGCAAUGUGGACCAUCAAUGCCGGGCCCCUGCUGGCUUGUCUAGGACUCAACACCCUUGCAGCGGCUUGGGCAUCCCCAGGGUACUCGGGAUUCAAUUUGCAGUGGGAAUCGCAGUUCGCCGGCGCUGCUGGUACGCCCCCGUCAUCUGACAACUGGAACAUCAUUACUGGAUAUCUCGGGGUGAACGCCGAAUGGGAGAGGUACACGGCUUCUUCCGCGAAUGUACAGUGCUCCGGAGGCCAGACUUUGCAGCUCGUUCCCUGGAGAGACUCUUCAACCACCUACGGGUGGACAUCAGGCAGGGUCGAGAGCAAGUACACCUUCACGCCCAAGGCAGGAGCCGUCACUCGUGCGGAAGCCCAGAUCAGAUUCGGUUCAAACGCUAUUGCCAACAAGCAAGGAAUUUGGCCGGCAUUUUGGAUCCUCGGCCAGUCGCUGCGUCAAGGGGGGAGCUGGCCUGCCUGCGGUGAGCUCGACAUUAUGGAGACGGUAAACGGCAUCCUCAGGGGUUAUGGAACAGCCCACUGCGGUACUUACCCAGGUGGCAUAUGCAACGAAGGUACCGGCAUCGGGAACUCGAUUGCCGUACCUGACCAAGGCUGGCAUAACUGGAGAAUCGAAUGGGACCGCAGGUCUAACAACUGGGCAACUGAAACUGUAACAUGGUAUAUGGACGGCCAGGCUUUUCACCAGAUCAGGGGCAGUCAAUUGACUCAAGACAUUUGGAAUGCCCUGGCUCACUCAAGCCUGUAUUUCAUUCUUAAUGUUGCAGUUGGCGGCACAUGGCCUGGAUAUCCCAAUUCAGCUACCUUAGAUGGCUAUGGGUCCAUGAUGGAAGUCGGAUAUGUCGCACAUUACGUAACUUAG